Phaeodactylum tricornutum CCAP 1055/1 is the source of this 4609-nucleotide messenger RNA. RefSeq lists its product with no specific name. The coding region runs from base 41 to 4522 and encodes 1493 amino acids. The transcript has a single exon. NCBI's taxonomy places the organism in Eukaryota, Bacillariophyta, Bacillariophyceae, Surirellales, Neidiaceae. The record is from RefSeq and is a predicted model, not a curated record.
CGAAAUCAUUGCCUAAUCUCUUGAAAAGCUGAUCCUGGCCAUGGGAUUUCCAAUCGCAAUUGGUGCCAAAUCGGUAUCAUAUCAAGGAAUAAGGUCACCAGAACCGAUCGAAGAAGUCUCGGAAGAUGGAGUGACGCUCAGUCCUUUCUUUGGACUACAACGCGCCCCCACUGUGGCGCUCGGCGUCUCUGGCGACAAAAAGCUGCAGGCGCUUGUUUCCAUACAUUUUUACGAGGUGGUGAAACAUGAGAGUGGAUCCAAAGUCCAUGGAAUAGCCGAGGUGUGCGUUACGAUUUCACCGCUGUCGGAGCACUUUUCAAGGUCUCGAUUCAGGGAGAGUAUCUUCCGAGUACGCAUGCCGCACAGCUAUGAGCGUAUGCCUGCUGACAGCUCAAACGAAACCUCCCAGAAAUUUGAAGCACAUUCAAUCGAGCCUCAUAUUUUAUUUACGAAUGAUGCCAAAAAUCUGAUAUGCAUUAUACCGACAAACAACGGCCAAAAUUCAAUGGCGGUUCUCUUUCAUAUUCGUAAGGUCCAUGGGAAAAGUAUCGCCAUUCCAGGUCACAAUGGUCGCUUGCCGGCCCCUCCGUAUCUUCUCAAUGUUCCCGCACAAGUACACAAAAAAAUCUCAGAGGCCUUGGUGGCGAAAAAUCCAUGUUUACUCGAGACGAGAGAGGAAAGCGACGAUUUCAGAGCAACGAGCGCGACGGCACCACCCAGCGCCAAGUCUAUUCUACUGGUCGGAAGCUCGGACGGCCGUAUUUUGGCGGUAUCUUUACGACCAUUUCAAGUUCAGGGAACCAUUCAUAUGCCCAACGACGAUAACAGCACUGCAGUCUUGGCUUUGGAGUCGUGUGUAGGGGCUAGUGGUCGUGCAGACGAUUUCGGGCGAGUUGCUUGUCUAACCGACAACGGACUUGUCACGGUCUUCGACUUGCGACGAUUGACGGACUGUGCUUUAACAGGAGCUCUCUCCGAAACCAAGAAAAGCACUUUGAAUUGUACAGGAGCAGAAUUUGCGUAUGCAGAUAACGAUGCAGUAGGCAUGUAUACAUUGGACAAAGUCUGUGAGAUAGAGAAGAGGCCCUUCGAAUGUUGUAAACUUCUUUCGGAUUUAUACUUGGCAGUUAUGGAAAUCCUACCAGAUAAAAGCACUGUUUCGGUUUGGGCACUUUGCAGUGGUGGACAGACUUGCUGUAUAUCGGAGUUGCAAGUUACUAGGGACAACCUGCGCGAAAGUGCCCACGCUACAUUUACUCUGGCUUGCAAUCGCUCACCCCAUGCGCCUACUUCCGAUAUGAUGCCACCUCUGAAUUGGAGGUCAGCCAUUGGUUUGGACUAUGACCCAGUGAGUGGUUGCCUUGCUGUGAGUUCUAUUUUGAAAGCUCGUGACGACAGGAAUCAAUCAUUUGGCUCGUCUAAUUCCGAACCUUUCGUGAGUCUAUGGAGCUGGAAGCUCAAUGUCCAGGGGCUCACAAUUGCACUAUCCAAGAAACCUAACAGCUGUUCACUGCACUGUCCAAUGCACCCUGUCUCACGCUUACUCUUCGCGGCCAGCACUGACAUCAGCGCGAAGAGCAAUACAAUGUUCAAGGUCACGCACGUCAUCGGAUCUGCGAAUACGAAAUCUUCGUUUCUGCAAAAGGAAAUAUUUGAUAUUGGGAUUUUGUCGCCCUCAGCCGACAUACGUUUAUGCCGCACAGCUCUUCACAAGACUAACUCACUGCUCCUUUCAUCGAGGUCUGUGAUUUACCCUAAAGUGUCGAGAUCGGCGACCAACGACGCGAUAGAAGUCGACUGGCAGGAAUCAAAAAUACCAAUCGAAUACACUAGUUCAUACGGUGCUCCUUUGACGGGCUGCAUUGGGCAUCGCCGAGGAUUGUCUGUCGCCGUCGCCAGUGAUAAUGGACUAUGCCUGCUUGAUUGUUCGGAAAGAUCAGACGGCAAUACCGUUCGUUCGAAGUGGCGCCAUUUUGGAAAUGCAGUAGAGGAAAGUUUGUUCAAAGUCACUGCAAUGGAGUGGUGGGAAGGUGUAGCUAUUCCUUCCGCUAACGAAAUGUUUCAGGACGACUUGCUCUUGGCUAUUAUAGAAGUUCAUCACGAUGGGAAGGCUGUCGUGUGUCUUUCAUGCUUCUCUCCGCGACGCCUUGACUUUGGACAUCAGCUUUUAUCGUCGCAAUCAAAGGGUGUAAAUAGCAAAUGGGGAAUCAAGCUUUCUGAUCGAUUUUCGUCCGCGCGUCUUGAUAUUCUACCAGAACCAAAGGCAGACUCUGAAAUCAAGUUGUCGGCAGCAACAACGCGACGCGCUGUCAUUUUGAUAUCUGACGCGUCCGACGCAGCGGCCUACGAAGUUUACCAACUUCAAAUUAUUGAAGGCAAUUCAGCUGGGUUCGCAGAAUCAUACUUAGACCUGCAACCGUUCACUGUAGUUGGUAAUUGUGCGUCUGUCGGAACGGUGGGAUCUUGCUGUGAUUUAUUUCUAGCUGGUGCUUCGUUUCGCUUCGAUUGUCGUCAGUUUGAAAGCUUUUCUGCAGACGACGGCCUCUAUGUAGCUACAUUGGGUAUUAUCCGACCGGCAACUGGCGGCGUCGACGCGAUUGCAAUUUCUUCUAACUCCGUUACUGCCUUUGGAAAAGUAGUCGAACGAUUUCCCUCCGUCGAUCCGAAGAUUUCGGAAGUCGUAAACUAUUGGCUUUCGACCAUCAUUUCGGAUGCCGACCGAGUAUACUUCUUUUGGUGUCUGCAAUUGGCCAACGGUAGUCUCAUCACUUGGGUAGUGCCUACCUUUCCCAUUGACAUGAAGUAUAACAACCUAUCUGGUCCUUCGAUUGCGUCAAAUGGAUGGCCUUUUCUUUCAAAAGGGUUUGAAUCUGUUCACCCUAAGGUAUCGAUUUUGGGGCAAACCUCUAAGGCCGGUACGUUGUCGAAGUGGAUGCAACAAUCGAGUUCGGGAACGCGCACCGAUUUUCCCUUGGGCUGCGUUCCCGGAUCAUUUUUUGGUUGCUUGUUGAGAUCGAUGCAGGCGUGCCGCAAGCUUCACCAAUCUGUUUGCCUAGAGAACGAUAGCGAGCCGUUUCGACUGGAUUUCCUGGACCAUGAUGUACUUUACCCGGGCGACCUUGUGUUGUCGCCUCCAGUGUCGAUAACUUCGGUUUACUCGUUGCUCCUUAAUUCGAAUGACUGUGAGUCGAGUCACAAUGCAUUUAGUUCGAAGCUUUGCCAACGACAAAUACACAAAGGUUUGCAUCUCGAUCCUUUUGCAGACUCAUUUGGCCUGUCUCUUCAGCUUCUUGUUCUUCGCACGGCGGAAGCGCUAGCCUCGUCGAAGGUGAGCCUCGGAGGAAAUACACCUGAAGCAAUAGAUGAUGUCAUGGUGAUGUUUACGAGACUAGUAAAUGCAAUUCGAAGCUCGUUGCAACCACUGAACGGCGCAGCAUUGUUCUUGGACGUGGGGCGUCAGAUUGAACCGAGCUGCUUGGCGACUCUAUUUCCGUUGCCUUCAGCUCGCAAUGGAAGUCAUACUUUAUUUCGUGAAAUGGAGGACAUUCUUUCUAUAUUUCUGGCGCAUGGAACUAUUUCUUCUGCAGUUAAAUCACUACCCCUGCUGCUUAAAGACGGCUUGUCGAAGUCGAUGUGUGUCAUCAUGUUUCAGUACUGUCUGAGAAUAUUAAAGACGAGUCUUAAUUCUUACAAUUCUUCGCUACCGGCAGAAGUACGCUCACUUGGUGACAUAUUCCGAUACGGACUUCGACUGGAACGAUUGGAAGACGAUGAAAGUGAUUCGUUACAAACUAGGCUCACAAAAUCGGAAUCUUUGUCGGAUACCGAGUUUGUCGAGCCGCCUGACGAGGGAUACUCAUUGCUUUGUGGAAUUUUUGGAAGACAGCGUAUAGUUAAAGAGCAGGAUUUAGCCAAGGCUGUCGACGCUUUCAUUGAUCGCGGCUUCGACCUCGACCUUAAGCAAAAGGAGGUCAGUCUUUGGUGGAGAACUUGCGAUGAAAGUGAGUCCAAACGGCGAUCGUUUGAGAAGGGAUCAAGUAUUACAGAAGCUGCGAGUCGGUUUGUGCUUGACGCACUUGCCGACUUUCCAUGUCAGCCUUCCGCUAUGCAAGACUGGAAACCGGUCAUCGCAACUUCGUGGAUUCUCGUCGGCGAAGGUAUAAAAAGCCUUCCUAUGUGCACUCACGAUGAGUUCAAGAGGCUCGUUGAGCGUCAAACAAUUUGCUCAUUGAAGGCGGCACUACCAAAAGAACUCAAAGUCAGUGGAAACUUUACUCAAUAUUUUGUAUCAUUUACGCAAGGACUUAAUGCACAGGCUAGCCCGACGGAAGCCGGAUAUGUUUUGGAUGUUGUGUUGGUUCUCCUGUCCAACUGGGAAAGCUGCGCAGCCGAGCUUCCCGGCUUAGCUCUGCUAGCAAUUGUCGUUGCUCAUGGAGCGGAUCGAAUUGAUGAAUUGGGCUUCGACCGAAAUAUGAAGGAUCAUCCUUUGUGGUGUUCGUAUCUCGAUUCGCAAAAAAAGUGAUUUCAUUUUUAUUUUGAACUCACGGUGACUUUUUUGGUCUUUUUAUAGACAUGACGAAUCUUAUCAAAGCACCACAUUUGAACCAUU